Penicillium nucicola is the source of this 1599-nucleotide messenger RNA. RefSeq lists its product as uncharacterized. Gene Ontology annotation, molecular function: FAD binding. Bases 1 to 1599 code for a protein of 532 amino acids. The transcript has a single exon. Lineage: Eukaryota; Fungi; Ascomycota; Eurotiomycetes; Eurotiales; Aspergillaceae. The record is from RefSeq and is a predicted model, not a curated record.
AUGUCAUCCUCUCAUGUACCUCCUGUUAUCGUUGUGGGCGCCAGUCUCGUAGGCUUGUCCGCAGCACUAUGCUUGGCCUCAUACCAAGUACCAACCAUCGUGCUUGAAAAGCAUUCCGGAGUUUCCUCACACCCUCGCGCAAUUGGAUUUACAGCUCGGACAAUGGAAAUCUACCGCUCUCUUGGUAUUGAAAAUACGGAUCCCGCGCCAGAGGAUUUUGAGCUGAAACGUCUCCGUGUCGAAAGCUUGACGGGCAAGUGGUUUGAGCGGAGCUCGUGGUCUGAUGCUGAAAAGAGGCAUGACCAUAAAGAUAUGCCAGAAAAGCAGCCCCAAAGUCCCCGUCCUCCAAAGAAAGAAUACUCCGCUUCUCGGGGAUCAGCGAUCCCCCAGGACAAACUUGAACCUCUCCUUGAAUCACUCGCAUUGGAACGAGGGGCAGAGAUUCGACGCCAACAGACCGUUCUCAAGGUUGACCAAGAUGAGAAUGGAGUUACAGUAACAGUCCAGGACUCACAGGGCAAAACCCACCAAAUUCAAGGCUCGUACCUCAUCGCAGCAGACGGAAACCGCAGCACAAUCCGCGAACAACUCCAAAUUUCGCGCCAAGGCCGCGGCUUCAUGCAAAACCUCCGCAGCGUACUUUUUCAUGCUCCACUCGAGCAAUUUACGAAAGGUAUUGUUCAGUUCGAAAUCGAGCAGCCAACCCUGAAAGCCCUCCUGGUCUCCUACAAUGAUGGACGCUGGGCAUUGAUGUUCCGGGACGACAUCGAGCGCGAUGGUACAGCUCUCCUUGCUGCAAUCUACCAAGCUGUCGGCGAUUCCUCUGUCCCGGUUGACAUUAUCACGACGGGCAAAUGGGAACUCACGGCUCUGGUCGCUGAAACCUUUCAAUCCGGACGUGUUUUCUUAGCUGGUGAUGCAGCGCACACCCUGCCUCCAAACCGCGGUGGAUACGGUGCAAACACUGGUAUCCACGAUGUGCAUAACCUUGCUUGGAAGCUUGCCGCUGUGUUAAAUGGACGGUCUUCUCCGAAGCUUUUGGAUACAUAUGAUGCUGAGCGGAGGCCUGUUGCUCUUCUCCGUCAUGAUCAGAUCUUUGUUCGUGCGGACUAUAAAGUUCAUCUGGAUACCAAGACUGCUACUGGAGAAAAGAUUGACGAUGAUGCUAUGGAGUUUGGCCAGAUAUACUCGUCAGAGGGGUUUAUUGGUGUUGAUACAGGUAUUCCUCGUGCGAGAAAGCCGGAUGAGUGGGCUGGUCAGCCUGGAACGCAUUUGCCUCAUUUCUUGAUCAAGAGUAAUGAAGAAAGAGUUCCUAUUCUGCAUGUUGUUCCACGGAAAUCUUGGACACUUAUUUCCGCUUCUGCCGAGUGGGAGACUGUCUUAUCCAGCGUAAACGGGAUGUCUCGGAAUACGAUUCGGUCUGUUCGUGUGGAUGACCAGUUGGAGGAAUUUCAACAGACCUUUUCAAUAUCCGAGACUGGUGCUGCUCUUAUUCGCCCGGAUGGAUAUAUCACUUGGAAAGUGGAGGAGAUUCCUGUCAAUCCGAUUGACGUUAUUAUGGCGACGCUGUGUCAAGUUGCCUUUGAGGGGAAUUCGUAG